CUUUUCAACGGGAUUGUAAACAAUGUGUUGGCAUUUCCAAAUUUAAUCCGGCUGUUGAUUAAGACCACCCGCGCUUCAAUGGGGCUAUUAUUUUUAUCACUAUUAUUGUAAUAAUGGCGAAAAACCGAGACAGCGGAACUUUCUAAGCAGCUAUGAGUUUUCUAGUAGUAAAGGGUAGACUUGAGGAUGUUUUUUGUAAAGCUGACUUUAAUGUGAGGAGAUUUUAUUUAAAGUUUUAGCACACACACACACACACAACCCCCCAAAAUACAAACACGAUGUCAGCCUCAGCCCUAAACGGAGAUCAGUCUACCGCGGGGGCGGCGAACUCGGAGGCCGGCGACGAGGUAAACAAACCCGGAGUGGCGGAGAACUCGAGGGCGGUGUGCGACGUGUGUAAGCGGCUGUACCGCGACCCGAAGAUCCUGCCGUGCUUACACACCUUCUGCGCCGACUGCAUCGGGCAGCUGGAGCCGGUCGCGGUCCCCGGUGGCGUGAACGGCCGAAGGUCCCCGUCCCCUCCCCGGGACCGGCCGGCGGCCACCGUGCUCUGUCCCGAGUGUGACUCCGAAGUGGACAUCCCUCCGUCGGGGGCGGACGGUUUAACCACCGACCAUCUGGCCCUGGAUGAAGUUUUCCUCCAAACCCUGCUGACUGGAAACUGCGUUGUGUGCGAUCUCUGCAGCGACGGGCACGGAGAGAAGCGCUGCGAGGUGUGCUGCGUCAACCUGUGCGACUUCUGCAGCAAAGCGCACAGGCGACAGAAGCGGACAGCCUCUCAUACUGUGCAGUGUCUGCAGGAGCUGAGGGCGCAGGGUCGCCUCUCACGGCCCGUCCUUUGCUCCUUGCACCCUGGACAGGAGCUCCGCCUCUCCUGUGAGUCCUGUGACCUGCCCGUCUGCCUGGAGUGUGCCGCCACCUUCCACCGCGACCACCAGUGCUGCCCGGCUCGAGAUGUCGUCCAUCGUCACGGUGACCGCAUCCGAGAGCUGGUCACUGGCAACCUGCGUCCUCGCCUGCAGCGCCUGGAGGAGUCACUGCAGAAGGUGGAGAUAUCCCAGGAGACCUUGCAGGCGCGAGUGGAGGCAGCUGCCGCCGAGGUGCGAGCAUUUGCACGAGGCUAUGCCACCGCUGUAGAGUCCCACUGCACAUCUCUGCUGAACCGCCUGGAGGAGCUGCGAGUUCAGCGCAGGAAUCAGCUCCACCUGCAGAGGGUGCAGCUGCAGCAAGCCCUAUCGGACAUCUGCGGUGGGAUGGACUUUGCUGAGAGGCUGCUAACUUGCGGCUCUGAAGCCGAAAUCCUCAAUGCCAAAGGCGUGACCCUGAGAAGGCUGACCAGCUUGGUGGAGAACAGCUACGACCCCAACCCAGAAACAGUUGCCACUGAUGACGGCAGCAGCAUCUGCUUUAUGCCCGGGGAGAGCGCGGGGAAGGUGGAGGGCUACCCGGUGGUGGGGGUGAUCCACUUGAAGCUGCUGGACCUCAGCAAGUGCUCCAUUGAAGGCGAAGGUGUGCAGCGAGGCAUGGAGGGGCAGCAGAGUCACUUCACCUUGGUGUGCAGGGACUCGGCUGGGGAGCGGAUCGCCCGAGGCGGUGAGCAUGUUUUGGUCAGCAUCGUUCACAAGGAGAAGAAAAACUGCAAAGUGAUGACAACAGUGGUUGACAACAAUGAUGGCUCCUACGCUGUGACGUACACACCUGUAGAACUGGGAACUUACUCUGUUUGGGUGUGUGUCAAAGCCCAGCAUGUCAAGGGUUCUCCGUUUGUCCUGAACGUCAAGAGGAAGUUCAGGCGUCAUCAUGGGACAUUCCACUGCUGUUCCUUCUGCUCCAGUGGGGGUGCCAAAGAGGCUCGCUGUGGCUGCACAGGAUCCAUGCCAGGUGGGUUUAAAGGCUGUGGUCAUGGCCACAAGGGUCACCCUGGGAAGCCACACUGGUCCUGUUGUGGCAGCACUGUGGAGCAGUCCGAGUGUUUGCCCCAGAGCAUGAUGGCUGCUGUGUCCCCUCGAAGCCAGCUCCGGACUGUGGAGCUCUGAGCUGACACGACACAUCUCAGUCUAACAGAGUAUACAUUUACAAAACGUGCCUGAACCAGAAGUCACAGAAAGCAGGCUUGUCAGUGGGAAGUCGCCUGAUCCACUCCUGGACCUCCUUUGGUUCGGAAGGUAAAUGAGUAAAAGUCUGCCUUAAUGCCAGCAAUACAAGGCUG
This is a messenger RNA of Lampris incognitus (smalleye Pacific opah), 2209 nucleotides long. It is a transcript of the gene trim45, whose product is annotated as tripartite motif containing 45. The transcript is spliced from 8 exons. Lineage: Eukaryota; Metazoa; Chordata; Actinopteri; Lampriformes; Lampridae. Gene Ontology annotation, biological process: positive regulation of DNA-templated transcription. Gene Ontology annotation, molecular function: zinc ion binding; ubiquitin-protein transferase activity; protein binding. Gene Ontology annotation, cellular component: nucleoplasm; chromatin. Bases 279 to 2036 code for a protein of 585 amino acids. The record is from RefSeq and is a predicted model, not a curated record.